Messenger RNA from Drosophila yakuba, 1629 nucleotides. RefSeq names its product circumsporozoite protein. The record is from RefSeq and is a predicted model, not a curated record. The transcript is spliced from 5 exons. The coding region runs from base 1 to 1575 and encodes 524 amino acids. Lineage: Eukaryota; Metazoa; Arthropoda; Insecta; Diptera; Drosophilidae.
AUGGAAAACUCGCAAUUAUCUUUAGUUCGAUAUUCAAACAUGAAAAUAAUAGUAGUCAGUCUUUUGUUGGUGGUUUCUUUGUUGGGAAAACACCAGGCCAGCGCAAAGAGUGUGGCCAAUACCUUGGCCAACGAAAUCGGUCAGGAUGCCUCCUCUUUCGGCAAUGAAUUGGGCCAAGAGGUCAUUCAAUAUGGCCAAGAAGCCGCUAACAGCGGCCUGAAGUAUGGAGAAGCAGCGGAAAAUGCCUCCUCUGGUUGGGAACUUGGAAUGGAUGGCAGCAUUUUCGGUCACGAAUUGGGAGAUGAGGGCGAUUUGUUGGGUCAACAGGUGUCCAAUAGCGCCAUUAACUUUGGACAUCAGGUCUCCCAGGAAGCGGAAGAGGCAGCCAGUGCAGAACUCAAAGCCUUGGCGGCCAAUCAAACUAAGAAAUCCGUCAGUAAGCGUGAUGUCUCAAGUGCCAACGAGAGUCCUUCGGUCACCUGUGCUUGCACCUGUUCCAAUGAUGGCGCCGCUUCCAAGCUGGGCAACAAGGUGGCAGAGUCGGCCGGGAAGGCAGCUCAUGAUGUGGCCAACGCUGCUGGAAAUGUGGCCUCGAGUGUAGCUGGCGCUGCUGGUACUAUUGCUCACGAUGCUGCCGGUGCUGCUUCUAGUGUUGCAAGUGCUGCUGGACACAUUUUUCACGACGCUGGAAAGGUAGGAGGUGAAAUUGGAAAUGCUGCUGGAAAUGCUGCUGGAGAUGUUGCUCAUGCUGCUGGAAAUGUGGCCUCCAGUGUGGCUGGAGCUGCGCGACACAUUUUCCACGACGCUGGAAAGGUAGGAGGUGACAUUGGAAAUGCUGCUGGAAACGCUGCUGGAAAUGUCGCUGGAAGUGCAGCAAAUGCUGCGUCUAGUGUUGCAAAUGCUGCUGGACACAUUUUCCACGACGCUGGAAAGGUUGGAGGUGACAUUGGAAGCGCUGCAGGAAACGCUGCUGGAGAUGUUGCUCAUGCUGCUGGAAAUGUGGCCUCGAGUGUAGCUGGCGCUGCUGGUACUAUUGCUCACGAUGCUGCCGGUGCUGCUUCUAGUGUUGCAAGUUCUGCUGGACACAUUUUCCACGAUGCUGGCAAGAUCGGAGGUGACAUUGGAAAUGCUGCUGGAAGUGCUGCUGGAAAUGUGGCUGGAAGUGCAGCAAAUGCUGCUGGAGAUGUGGCCAAUGCUGCAGGAAAUGUUGCUGGAAGUGCAGCAAAUGCUGCUGGAGAUGUUGCUAAUGCUGCUGGAAAUGUUGCUGGCAGUGCAGCAAAUGCUGCUGGAGAUGUCGCUAACGCUGCUGGAAAUGUUGCUGGAGAUGUAGCCAAUGCUGCUGGAAAUGUUGCUGGUAGUGCAGCAAAUGCUGCUGGAGAUGUUGCAAAUGCUGCAGCAAAUGCUGCUGGAGAUGUUGCUAAUGCUGCAGGCAAUGUCGCUGGGGAUGUUGCAAAUGCCGCUGGAAAUGUAGCUGGAGAUGUUGCUAAUGCUGCAGGCAAUGUAGCUGGAGAUGUUGCAAAUGCUGCUGGUGAUAUUGCACAUGAUGCAAGCAACAUUUUCCACUCCAUAUUUUAGAGUAUCUCUUUACUUUUCUACCCAUUUAUUCUAAUAAAUGAACGAGCAAAUUAA